Messenger RNA from Manis javanica (Malayan pangolin), 4222 nucleotides. NCBI's taxonomy places the organism in Eukaryota, Metazoa, Chordata, Mammalia, Pholidota, Manidae. The record is from RefSeq and is a predicted model, not a curated record.
CUCAGUUCGCGGCGGAUCCGAAGGGAGCGGAAGGUUCCGGGCAGUUUAGAGCUGAAGCGUCUCGCGGAGAGGGAUGGAUGCAGCAGAAACCCAUGUGGAGGCUGCCGCCCUAGACCUUUACAGUCGGACCUCCGGAUGGAAUAAUCCUGACCCCGGCGCCCGGUCUCAGGUGUCUGCGGUGACUCGCCUCUCACCGGGGUCGUUUAUGCAAGAGACGUCCCCUCGCUCCCCAAGAACUACUGCCAAGGGGGCCCUGGCCAACCUGGCAGAUGUCCUAGCAUCUGUAGGUCUACAGGAGGAGGCCGAAUUGCCAGCUCCGAUCCUGGCUGAGUUUGUGGUGGACUCCCGAAAGAAAGACAAGCUGCUCUGCAGCCAGCUUCAGGUAGUGGACUUCCUGCAGAACUUCUUGGCUCAGGAAGACACUGCCCAGAGCGUGGACCCCUUGGCUUCAGAGGACACGAGCCGACAGAAGGCAGUUGCAGCCAAAGAACACUGGAAAGAGCUGAAGGCCACCUACCAAGAGUAUGUGGAGGCAAUCAUAGGUGCCCUGACCCAGGCCCUGCCCAAAAUGGAAGAGGUCAAAAGGAAGCAGGCACAGCUCCAGGAGGCCCUUGAACAGCUCCAGGCCAAGAAGCAAGUGGCCUUGGAGAAACGCAGAGCAGCCCAGAAGCAGUGGCAGCUGCAGCAGGAGAAGCGUCUGCAGCAUCUGGCAGAAGUUUCUGCAGUGGUAAGGGGGCGUCAGACAGGAGCUCAGCAGAAGCUUGAGCAGCUAUAUCAGGAACUUGGAACCCUGAAGCAGCAGGCAGAGCAGGAACAAGAUAAGCUUCACAGGCACCAGACCUUCCUCCAGCUGCUUCACAUCCUGCAGGGUAAGCUGCUAUUCCCUGAAGCAAUGGCAGAACUACCUCAAGAGCUGGAUCUUCCUGAGAAUAAGCCCCAGCAACUGACCCAGCUCCAGGAGCAGAACAUUGGGAACAUCACUAGCAGAGAUGGGGGUGUGUCCUCCAAGGAGGUGUGGCCAGUGGAGGGCACUGCUGUGUGUGUGAAAAAGAGAUUGCAUCCCUGACUGGGAGUGUGGGAACUGCUAAGAGAGAGAGAGAGAUCAGUGACUACUGUCAGAGUGGAAAACCCAUUCUUCAUAUGAGAAAGGACCAUAAUGUAUGAGAAAGACUGAAACAUCUCUGAGAGAAGAGACACUGGGCCCUUUGGUUUUGGUGAGAAAGAGUUUCAAGAGACACGGGUCCCUAUUCUGAUACUGGGAUGCCUCCUCUCAGGUGGAGAUUAAGAUCCCUUGUACUGUGAUGGCUUGCUCUGCUUUCCUGAGGUGCCUUUAGUUUUCUCUCAAAUUGUUCUUUUAAAUACAUAGGCUCCAUUUUUUAGGACUGAAAUAGGACAGGUAUCAGAGUUCUUUGAGGACUUGAAUCAUGACUGAAUGAGCUUGUUGAGGCUUGAGGAUACUCCCCUAGGGCGCACACAAAUACCAGAGCCCUCCUCAGUCUACCCAUCCUACUGCCUCCCACGGGGGCCCUGCUACCGCCUUUCAGCAACCCAGAUAACCCAGGCCAUCCUAGUGGGCUCCCCUUUACCCUAUGGUCUUGUUUCUUCUUUUAGUCUUGUAUACUUCAGAAUUUUCAUAGCACAGAGGAGAGGCCAAGAAUAUAUCUGCCCUUCAAAAGGAGUGUCUAAGGGACAGUGGGGUAUGGAUUGGGAUUGUGUGGAGUUUCUCUGUCUACACAUAGGGCAGCUGACAGAAAGUCAGCAGGGAAGGGAAGAUACUCCUAUGGAGCCCUUUAGCGUGGGGAUGAAGAAUAACAUCCUGAGAUACUCCAAAGCAGGGGCUGGGGUAGGACAUUGAGCACAUGUAUAAUAGUCAAACUUAGAGGUCUGCAAAAAUGCUGGGAAGCAUACUUCUCUCAGAAGGUAUGAAACAAGUUGGUUCAUUUGGAGGCCAGAGAAGAGGGGAGCCUUGAGUAUCUGCAAUGUUCAAAUUCCCUGAUUCCUCCAGAAUGGCUGGAGUUGCCCAGAAACCUCUUGAUUGGCAAGCUCAGGAAUUGGCAUUUAUUUUCAAAUAGAAGCUGAUUUCAGCUUCCUGUUGUUCUCAGCCCUUUCUUAGGUUCUCCUAAAGACUAUCCAUGUUCACUGAUGACUUUUUCAAGGUAGAUAUGUGCAAGGAGUGACCUUGCCCUGGGAAAUUGUGAUCUCUUACACAAAGAGAGAGAGAGAGACUUAUAGGAAUUGACAGUGAUUGCUGAAAAGGCCCAGAUGCCUGCCAAAGAUUUCCUCUUCCUCUUUUCCAUCCAACCUAGGGACACAACAACCAGUGAAAAGUAGAGAGGAACUGGAGACUAGCCAGUGAAUCAGCAAAAUCAAGACAAUGUUACUCCACCUCAACCAGAAAUGUUCUUGAUAAAGUGAUGCCUAAGUUUACUCCAUUAAACAAAUGGAAAACUUUUUUCCUGUUCUCUGUAAGCAUAAUGUUUUCCUUUUUAAAUAUUUUCUUUUAUGAUAAAACAUUUUGCUUUUUUCUAGUUUUAAUUUCAUAUUUUCUAAGUAUUGUCAUUAUUUGGGAAUUUUCCAUUUUUAAUUUUUUAAGUUUAUUGGUAUGAAGUUGUGUUAAUCAUUUUUAUCUUUUUUAAUAUCUAUGGCCUGUUUUAGGAUUGCCUAAUAUUCCUGAUUUUUGUGCCUUACCUAAUUUAAUUGAUUCAUCAUUUCAGAUGUUCAUUCAUUUUCAAAUAUUCAAGGAUUCAAAGAUUAGCUUUUGUGUUCUACUAUCAUAUGUUUAUUCUGGUUCAUGGAUUUGUAGUCAUAUCUUGAUCAUUUCUACCUUCUGUUUUUAGUUGGAGAAGAUGCACUUUUUUGUGUGAAUUCUUUAUCAGAUGACAAACUUGUGUAUUUGGAUCUUCAUUUGAUAUCUCAAAUAAACAUUUGACAAUAUAAAUUUUUCUGGCUUUCCCUAAAUAUUUUCACAGCCAUUCAAUUCAUAGAAUUUCCAUUUCCCAUUAUAAUUAUUUGAUUCAUUUUGAUACUAAUUUCUUAGGGAAAAAAAUUUUGUGGGAGCAUAAUCUUUCUAAGUUUAUUCUUAUUUGUUCAGGUAAUGUUGAUAUAAUAAAAACUGAAAUUUGGUGAGUGAAGUACUUAUAGUCUUGAAUGUGGUCUAUAAUGUUUUAUAUGAAUUUUAAAAAUAUCUGCUUUAUAAUUGUCAUGUGUACUGUUUUCUGUUUGUUAUAUUAUGCUUAUUUUUUCAGCUUAUAUCUUUUAUAUACUUUUAUAUCUUUUACUAUACACAUUUAUAUCUUUUACAUAUGUUGCAUAUCUUUUUACUUCAUAUGUUUGUAUCUUGUAUAUACUUAAUCUUCCACUUUGGUACUCUGUAGUUUGACUACUUUAUGAAGAAUAUGGGAUUGUGGUUUAUUCAUUUGUUCAUUCAUUCUGCUUGCAGUUAAACUAUGUGCAAUUGCCAGUCUUUCAAUAAUUGUGAAGUAUUUUCAGCUUUAUCUCUAAAAAGUACUCUUACCUCUUCUUUAUUAGCUUCUUCUGAGACAAUAAUUGUAUUUUCUAACUGUGUUUUUUUCACACUAUAUAAACUUUCUUUUAUAUUUAUCAUUAUUUUUUCUCUUCAGAAUGUAUUUAGAUGCUUUCUUUAAAUCUAUUUUUGUUAAACUGUAUGUUAUCAGUCUGUUAUUUCACCAUUAGCUUAAUUUUUUAUUUUCAUUUCAAGCGGUUGUAUUCAACCCCAGUCUACUUUAUUUGGAUUUUGUUGUUACUCUGACUCACGUUUUGACCUUUUAUUACUUUGAACAUACCAUAUAUAGGCCUUUUGUCAUCUGUAUUCGCAAGGUUCAUAAUUUACAUCUUUGUGGACCUUUAUCUUUUGCCUGUAUUGGAUAUACCUCGUCUUUGUGUGGUUGUGUACUUUUACUAUAAGCUGUCCAUAUUUCCCGAACUUUAUCUUUAAGAAUAUUAUACGUCCCAUUAUAAAGUUGGGAUGACUUGUGUUUAUAACAGUUGAAUGUUAUACUCCCCCACCCCCCCAAAAAAAAUCACUAAAGUUGUUCAAUGACACUAGUAUUUCUGGAUGAUGACAGUUAACAAAUCAAAAUGUACACACCAACUAGAAACUGGUGAUGAACCACCUUUUCCUACAGCUCAGUGCUUUUUGGUGUAUUAGUCACUGAAGGCUCAAGACUGAGAACACUGGGAAGCAUGUUCAGCAAUGCAAAGU